CGCCGAGUAAGCAUCGUUAACGUCUCCCCCGCCCCCCUCCACUGCCGUCAUGUCUAAGUUAGAGUCACCCAAAGAGCCCGAACAGCUGCGGAAGCUCUUCAUCGGAGGUUUGAGCUUUGAAACAACCGAUGAGAGACUGAGGAGCCAUUUUGAGCAGUGGGGAAUGCUCACAGAUUGUGUGGUAAUGAGGGAUCCAAACACCAAACGCUCCAGAAGCUUCGGGUUUGUCACAUAUGCCACUGUGGAGGAGGUGGAUGCAGCCAUGAAUGCAAGGCCACACAAGGUGGAUGGAAGAGUUGUGGAACCAAAGAGGGCCGUCUCAAGAGAAGAUUCUCAAAGACCUGGUGCCCACUUAACUGUGAAAAAGAUUUUUGUUGGUGGCAUUAAAGAAGACACUGAAGAACAUCAUCUAAGAGAUUAUUUUGAACAGUAUGGGAAAAUUGAAGUGAUUGAAAUCAUGACUGAUCAAGGCAGUGGCAAAAAGAGAGGCUUUGCUUUCAUAACCUUUGAUGACCAUGACUCUGUAGACAAGAUUGUCAUUCAGAAAUACCACACAGUGAAUGGCCACAACUGUGAAGUAAGGAAAGCCCUAUCUAAGCAAGAGAUGGCUAGUGCCUCAUCCAGCCAAAGAGGUCGAAGUGGUUCUGGAAACUUUGGUGGUGGUCGUGGAGGUGGUUUUGGUGGGAAUGACAACUCUGGUCGUGGAGGAAACUUCAGGGGUCGAGGUGGCUUUGGUGGCAGCCGUGGUGGUGGUGGAUAUGGUGGCAGUGGGGAUGGCUAUAAGGGACUUGGUAAUGAUGGUGGUUAUGGAGGAGGCGGCCCUGGUUACUCUGGAGGAAGCAGAGGCUAUGGAAGUGGUGGACAGGGUUAUGGAAACCAGGGCAGUGGCUAUGGCGGGAGUGACAGCUAUAACAACGGAGGAGGCGGAGGCAGCUUUGGCGGUGGUAGUGGAAGCCAUUUUGGAGGUGGUGGAAGCUACAAUGAUUUUGGCAGUUACGACAAUCAGUCUUCCAAUUUUGGACCCAUGAAAGGAGGAAACUUUGGAGGCAGAAGUUCUGGCCCCUAUGGUGGUGGAGGCCAAUACUUUGCCAAACCCCGAAACCAAGGUAGCUAUGGUGGUUCCAGCAGCAGCAGUAGCUAUGGCAGUGGCAGAAGGUUUUGAUGACUGCCAGGAAACAAAGCUUAGCAGGAGAGGAGAGCCAGAGAAGUGACAGGGAAGCUACAGGUUACAACAGAUUUGUGAACUCAGCCAAGCACAGUGGUGGCAGGGCCUAGCUGCUACAAAGAAGACAUGUUUUAGACAAUACUCAUGUGUAUGGGCAAAACUCGAGGACUGUAUUUGUGACUAAUUGUAUAACAGGUUAUUUUAGUUUCUGUUCUGUGGAAAGUGUAAAGCAUUCCAACAAAGGGUUUUAAUGUAGAUUUUUUUUUUUUUUGCACCCAUGCUGCUGAUUGCUAAAUGUAAUAGUCUGAUCAUGA
This is a messenger RNA of Mesoplodon densirostris (Blainville's beaked whale), 1479 nucleotides long. RefSeq names its product heterogeneous nuclear ribonucleoprotein A1-like. Gene Ontology annotation, molecular function: RNA binding. Bases 50 to 1162 code for a protein of 370 amino acids. The record is from RefSeq and is a predicted model, not a curated record. The transcript has a single exon. NCBI's taxonomy places the organism in Eukaryota, Metazoa, Chordata, Mammalia, Artiodactyla, Ziphiidae.